Messenger RNA from Aspergillus wentii DTO 134E9, 1191 nucleotides. Its product is annotated as PT repeat family protein. NCBI's taxonomy places the organism in Eukaryota, Fungi, Ascomycota, Eurotiomycetes, Eurotiales, Aspergillaceae. The annotation marks the transcript as partial. The transcript has a single exon. The record is from RefSeq and is a predicted model, not a curated record.
CCUGUUGCUGAGCCUGUUGCUGAGCCUGUUGCUGAGCCUGUUGCUGAGCCCGUCGCUGAGCCUGUUGCUGAGCCCGUCGCUGAGCCCGUUGCUGAGCCCGUCGCUGAGCCCGUCGCUGAGCCCGUCGCUGAGCCCGUCGCUGAGCCUGUUGCUGCUGAGCCCGUCGUUCAGACUGAGACCAUCAGUGAGACCGUCACUAUGGUUCCACACGAUGCUCCAUCUACUGUGGUGGAGGCACCUGCUCAGAACGCUGCAGAGGAAUCUAUCGCUGAAAAGCCUACCGAGCAAUCUACCGAAGAACCAGCUGCCGCCGAGCCUGUCGCUGAGACCCCGGCACCAGUUGAGCCCGCAGUCGAAUCCGUUACAGAAGAAACUGUUGCAGAGUCUGUCUCCGCAGAGACGGCAGCUGAACCUACUGAAGAUAAGGCUACCGAAGUGACCGCGACUCAAGAGUCCGAGCCCGCUAUUGUUGAGGAGACACUCGUUCAAAAGGAACCAGAGACAGUUGCCGACGUCGCUAAGCCAGUUGAGGAUGCACAGGUCAAGGCGGAUGUCCCUGAAACCCAGGAGCCCAUCUCCUCCGAGCCCGCCAAGGAGGAAACCCCAGUUCAAGAGGAACAAGCUGACAGCGCAAAGGACAGCAUCUUGACCCCCGAAGUCAUUGGUGCUGGAGCUGCUGCUGCCACUGUCGUCGGCGCUGCCGCGGCUGGCGUUGCUUUGGCAUCUGACAAAGAGCCAGAGGUUCAACCCAGCAGUGAUAAGAUCGAAGCUUCUCGAUCUGCUCCGGAAUCGCAGGCCACAGACAGUAAGCAGAACCCAUCGCCGACCGAGCAAGCGCCAUCAACCCUUGACCAUUCAGCUGAUCCAGCCCCUACAGCGCCCAGCAAACCUGCAGAAUCGAGCGAGGAAGCGUCGUCGAAGGCCGUGGAAACCCCCGCCGUCAACGAAUCGAGCCAGCAACCCGAACCUGCUGCUUCAUCCCCUGAGGCUGUUGCCGACAAAUCCGUGGCCAGCAAGGGCGCCGAGGACAUUCGUCCCACGAGCCAGAACCAGAACCGGUCAGUCACCGCUGUUUCCCAGAACAUCAACCAAGACAGCUGGUUGAAGGCGAUCAUGCGCUCCGUCUUUUCCAACUUCUUCAAAGCCAUCUUCUCACCGUUUCGACGUCGCGGAAAGGCAUCCAACAAAUAA